GAACAUUCUACGCUCCUCUUUGUGAUGAGAUGGAUUGAAACAACGCCGGAUCGCAGCGCAGUGAGGAAUGGCUGGCUCUCCUUGGCCAUCAGUUUCGUCCAGUUCCAGAACAUCGGACAAUUUGCUGGGCAAAACGUCUGAUCAUUCGCUGGGUAGACAUCACCCUGCAUUGGUCGCAUCGUCGUGAUGGAUGACCUGCUGGACCUUGACUGGUCCAAGCCUGCCGAAAGUAACAAGGGCAUCGGUACGAAGCCUACCGCUUCGGCCGGUAGCGUAGGCCCGCCAGCAUGCACAGUUGGCAGCUCGACAUAUAACUUUGAUGCCCUCACGCGCGCCCUUCCCUCGGGCUCCGGAGGCAGCACCCCGGCACGAAAUGGCAGCCCUGCACUCACCGCGGCUGGACACUCCAGCCCCUCGCAGCUGACUUCGACCAAGGGGGCUGCGAGUGGUGGCCAAGAUGCUUUUGCGUCCCUUUUUAGGUCGUCGACAGGCGGGGUUGCCAAGCCGAACCCAGCAGCACAAAACAAGCUCACGCUGGCGGAGAGGCAAAAGAGUGCAACAAGUGCUUUCGGCAGUGGAGCAUCGACAUCUGCUCAGACUAAAGACACUGGCCUCAACUGGGGAGCUGCAGACGAUUGGGACUUUCUGGGUGAAAAAUCUGCUUCCAAAGCAAACAGUUGUAUUCAGAGGCCGACAGCAGCGCCAGUGCCCCAACCCCCGGCCAACAAGCCAGCUACUAUUCCGUCUGUCACCCGCGAAUUGACCCACGACCCCUUUGACUUUUCCGCGUUCGAGGAUUCUGGCACUUCGCAAUCAUCAGCGAUCGGUGGCCGACCUGGUGUCGAUGCCGACCCCUUCUCUCCUACUGCCUUCCGAAAUACGCAGACCACCAAAGAUGCUGAAGGCGAUGUGGAUGAUAUCCUCGGAGCACUUGCACAGCCUGCCAGUCAGGCAGCAAAGCCUGUACCUCAACCCGCGCUAGCUGGUAACGGAGCUCGCAAGGGCGCCACCAGCAACUCCCCAAACGGGAGCCGUCCUACCUCACCUCCACCGCAUCUAAUCGGAAAAUUAGUAGAACUAGGCUUUGCCCCGUCCGAAGCACGGGCAGCACUUGCAAGCACCGAGUCUGGCACAGAUGUUCAAGCUGCUGCGGAAGUGCUACUCAGCAGAAGGUCGGCGUCUACUCCCAGCACGCGUCCCGGGCGGCGCAAUGGCACAGCAAGGGGCGGCUCGCACGGAAGAAGUAGUGGGGACGAUGAGGGGGAUCGCGAGCUUGCUGAGCGGCUGCAGCGCGAAGAACGUCAGUGUGCACGUGCCAGUGAUCGGGAGCCUGCGGCGAAAUCGGAUGGCCUGCGAACCAUGAAAGACGAGUUUGCAGCAUGGCAGCAGCGUGAAGCUACACGUAACAAUGGCACUGCUAGUCGCUCCGAGCGCUUCGCUGACGAUUCUGACUCGGCCAUACCGCCAGACUGGGCCAAGUCCGCCGAUCAGAUCUAUGCCCAAGCAUCGGAGAUCGGCACGGCCGUCUUCAGCCGUGCAAAUGCUUUUUGGAACACGGCUAAGGCGUCGGCUGCCAAGGUGCUCGAGGAACGGCGCAUAGCAACAUCGGCCGGCGGAUCAGCAGACCAGAGCGAGCGAGAUUCGGGCCGUUCUACGCCUGUUUCCGGUGACUUUGGCGUGGCCGGUGGCACUGCGGCACGAGCGCUGCAGAAACGAUUGGCUGGAAAAGAUGCUCCGCCGCCUCGAAUGGACGGCCGGCCGCGAUGGAUGGUUGAUGCUGCCGCUACUGACAGUGCAGAUGAUAACGAAAUGAUGAACACCCCUUCAGUUGCAGGACAGCAACAUUCAAGUAGUCACCCGGCAGCUUCGGAGUCGUUCAAAGAUUCGGACGACGAUGACGAUGCGCCGAAGCCUACCUUUGUUCCACCUAGGCCAAGGCCGGAAAAAUCAAGGCCUGCACCAGCGGCGAACUCGGAGAGAAAGGCGCCAGCUUCAAGUUCGGAACGGCUGGCUGCCCAGGAGGAGCCUGCUGUCUACAUCUCUCCAACUCGACGCGGCAAAGCACGAGAGCUAGCGCAGAACGGUCCAACUGCCGCUCUAUCGGCAGCUGCAGCCUCGAGGCCAGUUGGGCCGCCUGUCCACCAACGCACACGAGUCACCAUUUCUGACCCGCCGGACAUCAUUUCGCGUUUCCUGGCACUGAAGCAAGCCGGAAAUGCCCAUUUCCAGAAAGGCGCAUACGGCGAUGCUGAAACGUCAUACACCAAGUGCCUCGAAGCGUUGCCUGAUUCGAGUCUGCGGCGCAUACCGGCGUUGAACAACCGCGCUAGCACACGUCUCAAGAAUGGCGACUCGGCAGCCGCAAUGCGUGACUGCGAGAAUGUCAUGAAAUUAAUCAACCCAACGUCUGGCUCGAACAGCUCCGAUAUCGCACCUUAUCGCCCCAAAGAGGAAGCGCCACUGCCACCUGAGCUUGCUGCAGAGGUGAAUCUGCGUGACGCAUGGGCGAAGGCAUUGCUACGCCACGCCCAAGGUGCCGAAGCCUUAGAGCGCUGGACGACAGCGCGCAAAAGCUGGAACUUGCUCCUUGUCUUCGAGAAGGAAGAGGGCAGCGGCAAGAAUGGCGUGACGAAUAUGCGCACCGCUCAGGAAGGACUGAGAAGAUGCAUGAAGAUGAUCUCGGGCGGCAAGGACAAAAGCGCAGCUCCAAUUGCAAAGCCUUCCCGAGCUGCUGCUGCUGCUGCUGCUAAAGCGCAGAAAGCUGCGGUAUCCAAGCUUGCCGCUCAGAACGCAGCCAAGGAAGCUGAAGAUGCGCAGAAGCUGUCGCUUAAGGACACUGUCGAUGCCAAGGUCGCCACGUGGAAAGGCGGAAAGGAGACGAAUGUCCGUGCGCUCGUGUCGAGUGUCGAUACUGUCCUUUGGCCUGAGCUUAACUGGAAGAAGAUCGGCAUGCACGAACUCGUCACGGACGCGCAGGUUAAAAAGAAUUACACCAAGGCGAUCGCGAGACUGCAUCCUGAUAAAGUGAGUGCUCCGUUUUGA
Messenger RNA from Tilletiaria anomala UBC 951, 3042 nucleotides. RefSeq lists its product as uncharacterized. The record is from RefSeq and is a predicted model, not a curated record. Gene Ontology annotation, biological process: clathrin coat disassembly; clathrin-dependent endocytosis. Gene Ontology annotation, cellular component: intracellular membrane-bounded organelle; cytoplasm; vesicle. Gene Ontology annotation, molecular function: clathrin binding. The transcript has 2 exons. NCBI's taxonomy places the organism in Eukaryota, Fungi, Basidiomycota, Exobasidiomycetes, Georgefischeriales, Tilletiariaceae. The coding region runs from base 187 to 3042 and encodes 951 amino acids.